GAGCCCAUCGCAUUGAACCAUGGCUAUGUAUGGGCCAUUCGAUUGGGGCCCGAGGCCUGCUCUGCCCCCUCUCCCCCGCCCACAAGAGAUUCCCGGGUACCUUCUUGCCUGCAGUAGGACAUGGCUGGGGCGAGCAGGCAGGCCCUCAGAAAAGCCCAGCCAAAGGAGCGCUCUUUUUCUCUCGCUUCACCUCGCACGCCUCCUUUAAGAAAAACGGAGAAAAAACGGUGCGGGAGGGAGGCGGCAACCACGACACUGCACCACGCCGAGAAGCCGUUACUAACUUACGGCCUUGCCUUUACGCCUCCCAGCAUGCCUUGCGACUUUCACUCCAUGACCCUCCCCGCCGUGCUGUGCGUCAAAUGGCGUGCGUCCUCUUAUGGAGGACUACAACCCCAGCAUGCUUCGGAACCGCGCGCAUGCGCUCCAGGAAGGGGGUGGGCCCUUCUGCUAGGGGGUGGGCGGGGCGACUGCGAGAAGUGUACUAUUCGCUCUUGGCGUUUAAGCAUCGUCGCGAGAAAGACUCUGGAGAAAGCUUGAACAUGGGGAGUAAGAAAGAGCACGUUAAAAUUACCAGUGAGCACAAGCCUGGCUUUCUGGAGCGGCUCAGUGAGACCUCUGGGGGAAUGCUCAUUGGCCUAGGGACUUUUGCACUGUCUUUCUACAUUCUUUUUACCAAUGAGGGGCGAGCUUUGAGGACAGCAUCUUCUCUAGAGGAAGGACUUUCUCUAGUUGUUCCUCUUGACAACAUCCAGAAUGUGUUACAAGAGAAUGAAAGGAAACUUGUUCACUUGUCUGGUCCUCUUCGAACAUCCAAGCCUCUGUAUGAUCCUGGCUAUGGACUUUCAAUCCGGGCUGUCAAGCUCAAGCGUCAUGUGGAGAUGUAUCAAUGGGUAGAGUAUGAAGAUUCCAGGGAAUAUGAAGAAGACGGUGAAAUGAAGAAAGAAACCAGAUAUUCAUACAAUACAGAAUGGAAAUCAGAAGUUGUGAACAGCAGAAACUUUGACCGAGAAAUUGGUCAUAAAAACCCCAGUAACAUGGCUGUUGAAUCUUUCACUGCUAUAGCUUCUGAUGUCCAAGUGGGCAGUUUCUUUCUUUCCAAAGGUCUUGUUGAAAAAAUUGAUAACUUCAAACAGAUGAGCUUAUCCAAACUGGAAGAUCCCCAUGCUGAUGUGAUUCGCUCCGGAGACUACUUCUUUCACAGCGAGAAUCCUCGACGUCCUGAAGUGGGAGACCUUCGGGUUUCAUUCUUCUAUGCAGGUUUAAGUGGAGACGCAUCCCACCUCGGCCCAGCAGAUGUGGUGACCGUAGUCGCUCGUCAACAAGGGGACCAGUUGGUGUCAUACCGAACCAAAUCUGGGGAUAUUUUACACAUUCUCUAUCCAGAUGAACUCUCUCCUGAGGAAGUGUUCCAGAAAGAACAUGAAUGUAACAACAUGAAGACCUGGGGUCUGCGUGCAGCUGGAUGGUUGGCUAUGUUUGUUGGCAUCAGUCUUAUGACCAGGAUUUUUUACACCCUGGUGGACUGGUUUCCAGUGGUUCGGGAGCUGAUUAAUGUUGGCCUGAAAGCAUUUGCCUUUUGUUUGGCCACCUCUCUCUCCCUUCUGACCAUCUCUGUGGGCUGGCUCUUCUACCGGCCCCUCUGGGCAGUGCUGAUUGGGCUGCUGGCUGCUGUGCCCAUUGUGAUUGCGCGCUCCCGGAUCCCACCAAAGAAACAGCAGUGACAGUAUAGAAAGUGUGCCUGAAUUUCCUUGAAAGUGCAACAUAUUGAGAAAUUCAACCAUGUCUGAAGCCAUUAAAACUACAUGUGUGCAAGCACAAUCUUUGAUAUUGCAAUACUGAUGCUAGAUACCAAAGACUUCCAUCAUGGACUGAUGUGUAAAAUAUGUGUACACCUUUUUUUCAAAUUAUGUAAUCAAUUGGAGGAAUAUGACUGUUCCAGCUUGUUUUUCCCCAAAAUCUGAAAUCAUAAUGGUUGAGAGAAUAGAAUGUGAGCUUGGAAAUAAGCAUAUAUUAAAUGCAUCUGCCUUUGUGACAUUAUUAAAACAAUUGCCAUGGAGAAUGACCUGUAGUGCAGGGCCUUGAUAUGGACCAGGGCAGACUUUAAAACCAGCAUAUACAUUCUUGUAACUAUAUCCUUUGCAUAUCUCUUCUAUUGGUGUGUUUAUAUGUUAAGUGCAUGUAGUUGUUUGGAGUUUUUGUCCUAUCCUCGUUUUAUUUGUUCCUUGCUAUUCUGUUUUGCGGUGUAUUUAAGCUAUCUGGUUCACAGGACCUGUGUUAGACCACAGCUUCUUAAACUUUUUUCAAUCGUGACCCGUUUCCACCUGAGAAAUUUUUAUGGUAUAUAGGUAUAUAAAAUAAGUAUAAAAAUCAAACAUUUGCGAGGCUUACUAAACAGGCUGAUUUUCCUUUUUUGUGGAGUACAUUUUGUGUAUUCUGUAGGAGGCAUUCUGAAACCUUUUAUUGUUGUUCAUUUUUUCCUGACCCCAACGUCGAGCUAAGGGGACUCCAUUUGCAGUCAGGACCCACAGCUUAAGAAGCAAUGUGUUAGAGGAGACUCCAGCAUUGGCCUUGUCAAGUUGUUUCUUUAUCCCUUUUUAUUUUGCUGUUAACGCCAGUUUAAAACCUGUAUUCCAAUUUGAAGAGAGCAUGGAAAUGUGCCCCAAUUUAUUCCCUUUGUCUACACACUUGCUUAGAAAUGAUACUGUAUGUGUGAUAAGGUAGUUUUUCACAUUCAGAAUUAUUUCCUAAAACACCUUUGAUGCUGAAUCAUCUUGUCACAAUUAGGACAAUUGGUCUAAGCCUGGAACUUUGUUGGGAUAUUAUGCUGACAUCACUUCAGAGUAUGUUAGUGCUUCUGGUGCUUAAACAUUUAUGUAAGGAGGCAUCUAGUAACUACUGAUGUAACCAUUGAUCUAUUCACCUGCAGCACAAUAGCUUGGCUUAGAGUUUAGGUUGGUACUGAAGCACUACUCCGUCUUCAACAGCCCAGAAUGGGCAUCAGAUAUCACCUAUGAUAAUCUGUAAGAUGUUGGUUUUGAACAGAAUUGUGACCUGAGAAGCCAAAUCCGGACUAAGAAGCAUAUGUUCUUCCAGAUGUCAUACUGGUUAGUGAUGAAGGAUUCAGAGACGCAGUCCAACGACAUCUAAUGGACCACACAGUCCCUCAUCCGCUUCUUAAACUUUUCCACUCACAAUCUCUUUCAGCUUGCUAAAUUUUUAUGUGAUCCCAGGUAUACGAGUAUAUAACAUUGGAAAGCAUAAAAAUCAAACAUUUGUGGAUAACAAGUCAACAUUAGCAAGGCUUGCUAAACAGGCUCAUUUCCCUUUUUAUUAAGUACAGCUGAAGUGUCUUCUGCAGCGUCCACUUCAAACACUGCACAAUACAUUUGUGUAAAUGUCUAAAACUGUCACUAGGGUGAUGCUGAGUAAAAUGUUUACUAUUGCCAAAUUUUUGAGACAUUGGGCAUCUUGACAUUGACAUCUAAUUAAAAGGGAAGUCUUGUAUUAGGAGGGAGUCAUGGGUCUCUGUAUUGUCUGAAGCUUCUGAAGUUGUUCCAGCCCUGUAGAUCAAGGGUUUUCAAACCUUUUCAGCCACUGAGUCCUUUUUGAAACAAAAAUUUCUCAUGGAGCCCCAAAAAUGUUUAUAUAUUCUAUAUAAUGUAUAUAUACAUUGAGCUAAGGGGAUUGGGAUCCAGUUUAAGAAACAAUGAGCUAGAUGAACAUAAUACUAGCAGGUAGAAGAGAUCAUUUGUUAUGAAAAGAUGACUUCUACGAAAGUUACAGCACAUAGGCCACAAUUGCUAGCAAUCCAAAGCUGAUCAAUACAUUUAUGUACUGUUAAACAGCCCACUCUUCAUAAGUAUGAUGCUGUUGGAAAAUAAAAGGUAACUACAUUCUGCUAAACCCAAAAUCUCUACCAAAUUGUGUUCUUCCUAUGUUGUUAGUAGGACAUUAAUUCCCAAGUGCAAUUACUGGGUAAGAAUCCAAUUUGUGCAAAGUAGAUUAUGAUUAUUUUAAUAGAGAGUUAACUUUGUUCCAUUCUUGGAGGUGAAAAGGCCAUUUAAUCUGAUGACCAAGAUGUAUUUCACUAAGUCCAGGCAAAUGGACUGAUGUUUUGCCAUUUAAGAUGCUGCACUUCUGUUUCACAUUUUUUUUACAUCUUCUGUGGGGUAGCAAUGAAUGUUUUAUAUGUGCUUUUAUUUUCAAGAAAAACUAUUUGUAUGCUUUACCAUAGUAACUUGAAAUUUUUUAUGGGUGGGAGUUGUCAGACUUUUAUAUUCUGUUAAUAAACGUUCAUGAAUGGA
This is a messenger RNA of Anolis carolinensis (green anole), 4307 nucleotides long. It is a transcript of the gene tmem43, whose product is annotated as transmembrane protein 43. The transcript is spliced from 12 exons. The record is from RefSeq and is a predicted model, not a curated record. The coding region runs from base 30 to 1724 and encodes 564 amino acids. Gene Ontology annotation, biological process: nuclear membrane organization; lipid metabolic process. NCBI's taxonomy places the organism in Eukaryota, Metazoa, Chordata, Lepidosauria, Squamata, Anolidae. Gene Ontology annotation, cellular component: nuclear envelope; nuclear inner membrane.